AACAAUUAUAAUAUUACUGUAUUAUUAUACUACUAUGUGGUAAUAUAUGUGCUUUGAAACUGAUGAUCAUUGGGUGCUGUGCUGCUAAAAUAUCUCUCUGUUUUCUCCUUUGAGGAUGUGGGUUUAUUACUGAACUAAGUAUUUUAGCUUUCCAAGUUGAAGAUUUGGGUUCUGAAGCUGAGAUCUGAUGCUUAUGAGCUUUGUAUCAGCUUGUCCUUUCACAUUCUGGGGGAAUUGUGAAGGGGUUUAAAGAAAGUGAUUAUGGUGUUUUGGGGUGUUAAAGAAGUGAAGAAAGAAUCUUUCAAGCACUUUGGUACUGACUUGUGGGGAAAUUUGGGUAGAACUGUAGGAUUUUGUAAUAGUUCUUGAUCUCGAUUUGUGACUCCGAAUUUCGGGGUGAGGAGGUUGUUGUAUCUGCAGACAUGAGGCUGUCUACCGCAAGUUUUAGUCAGCAGUCACCUGAAGGGGAGAAGAGUUGUUCAAAUUCUGAACUCUGGCAUGCGUGUGCUGGUCCUCUAGUUUCUCUUCCUGCUAUAGGAAGCCGUGUUGUAUAUUUCCCUCAGGGUCAUAGCGAACAGGUUGUUGCAUCCACGAACAAGGAAGUGGAUGCUCAUAUCCCUAAUUAUCCAAGCUUGCCUCCACAGCUCAUUUGCCAGCUUCACAAUAUAACUAUGCAUGCCGAUGCAGAGACGGAUGAGGUUUAUGCUCAGAUGACCUUGCAACCACUAAGCCCAGAUGAGCAAAAGGAGGCAUUUCUUCCAGUUGACUUGGGUGCUCCCAGCAAACAGCCGACUAAUUAUUUCUGUAAAACAUUGACUGCGAGCGACACUAGUACUCAUGGAGGAUUUUCAGUCCCCCGUCGUGCAGCAGAGAAAGUUUUUCCACCAUUGGAUUUUACACAACAACCUCCUGCCCAAGAGUUGAUUGCAAGAGACCUACAUGAAAAUGAAUGGAAAUUUCGACACAUAUUUCGUGGCCAACCAAAAAGGCAUUUACUUACAACAGGAUGGAGUGUGUUUGUAAGUGCUAAGAGGCUUGUUACUGGCGACUCUGUCCUUUUUAUAUGGAAUGAAAAGAAUCAGUUGUUCUUAGGAAUACGACGAGCUAUUCGACCACAAACUGUUAUGCCUUCAUCAGUAUUAUCAUGUGACAGUAUGCACUUGGGGCUUCUUGCAGCUGCAGCUCACGCUGCCACCACUAAGAGCCGAUUCACCAUAUUUUACAAUCCACGGGCCUGCCCAUCAGAAUUUGUCAUACCACUGGCCAAGUAUGUGAAAGCGGUCUAUCACACUAGAGUUUCUGUUGGCAUGCGUUUUCGGAUGCUGUUCGAAACAGAAGAAUCAAGUGUUCGUCGAUAUAUGGGCACAAUUACUGGUAUAAGCGACUUGGAUUCUGUUCGUUGGCAGAACUCACAUUGGCGUUCGGUAAAGGUUGGCUGGGAUGAGUCUACAGCUGGCGAGAGGCAGCCAAGAGUUUCCCUCUGGGAAAUUGAACCUCUAACAACAUUUCCAAUGUAUCCCUCCCCAUUUCCAUUCAGACUCAAGCGUCCAUGGCCAGCGGGACUACCCUCAUUUAAUGGGAUGAAGGAGAGUGUUUUGGGUAUGAAUUCUCCACAUAUGUGGCUCCAAGGGGAUAAUGGAGACCGAGGAUUCCAGUCACUCAACUUCCAGGGAAUUGGAGUCACACCCUGGAUGCAGCCAAGGGUUGACGCUUCCGUGCUUGGCAUGCAAACUGCUGAUAUAUAUCAAACUAUGGCUGCUGCUGCGCUUCAGGAGAUGAGAGCUGUUGAUACUUCCAAGAAUCCUAUUCCAUCGGUUCUGCAGUUCCAGCAAUCACAAAGUGUUCCUCAUAGGUCUUCUAGUGGAUUACUUCACACUCAGAUGUUGCAACAGUCACAGCCUGAAGCUUCAUUUCUUUAUUGUGGAGGGGAAACUCAGUCCCAAGCUCAAAGUCAAUCACACCUUCAGCAACAGUUGCGGCAACAUAAUUCAUUUGGUAAUCAGCUGCAGCAGCAGCAGCAGCACGAACACCGCAAUCAACAGCAGCAGCAACACCACCAAGAGCAUCAACAUCAGCUGCAGCAGCAGCAGCAACAGAUACAACCUGUAAUAGGUCAGCAACAGCAUCUGAUUGAUAAUCAGAAAGUUUCAGGCUUUGGCCCUCUCUUAUCUCAUUCUGCUUCUCAAGCUCAGACACCAUCCUUGCAGACCAUGAAUACCAUGCAACAUCAAAGUUUUUCAGACUCAAAUGGGAAACCUGUGACCAGUUCUGUUGUGUCUCCUCUAAAUAAUCUUGCUGGUUCAUAUUCCAAUGACGAAAAUACCCAACUUUUCAAUUGUUCUAGGUCUAGUGGCCUUUUAACUUCAGAAGGAUGGCCACCAAAGCGAGUAGCAGUUGAUCCUGUUUCAUCAUUUGGAGCAUCACAUAGUGUUCUACCCCAGAUAGAUCAGUUAGGGUCCCUCCAUACUAACAUCACUCAACAUGCAUUUUCAUUGCCACCAUACCCUGGUAGGGAUUGCUCAAUCAACCAAGACGGGGACAAUGAUCCUCAGAACUGUCUUCGUUUUGGGGUUAAUAUAGAUUCGACACCUCUCUUCAUGCAAAAUGGGAUUUCAGGUCUAAGGGGAGUUGGUAGUGAUGGGGAUUCCACAACCAUACCGUUUACUUCCUCCAAUUACAUGAGUACUGCAGGCGCUGACUUUUCGCUCAAUCCAUCAGUGACAGCUUCCAGUUGUAUAGAUGAGCCGAAUUUCCUUCAGUCUCCUGAAAAUUUGGGACAAGAAAGCACACCUGCUACUUUUGUUAAGGUGUAUAAGUCAGGGUCCUUCGGACGGUCGCUAGACAUAGCCAAAUUUAGCAGUUACAUCGAACUGCGUAGUGAGCUUGCUCAUAUGUUUGGCCUUGAAGGCGAUUUGGAGGAUCCUUUGAGAUCAGGCUGGCAGCUUGUAUUCGUUGACCGGGAGAAUGAUGUUCUCCUUCUCGGCGAUGACCCCUGGCCGGAGUUUGUUAACAGUGUCUGGUGUAUUAAGAUACUCUCACUGCAAGAAAUGCAGCAGAUGGGUAAACUAGGUCUAGAGCUUCUGAACUCAGUACCAGUUCACAGGCUGUCCAGCAACAACUGUGAAAACUAUCCGAGCCAACAGGGGUCCAAAAAUUUGAGCAAUGGAAUUGCGUCAAUGGGCGCUCAUGAUUACUGAAAAACAUCAACCAGUUAAGCUACUACUUCCUGAGUAACUUAGCUAUCCACCCAAUGUAGUAAUUCAGUAAGAAGAAAUGCCUGAUUCUAGCUUAGUAGCUUCUCACAAGAGCUAAUGGUGUAAUUAAGUUAUUUUCUAUGUUUAAUGUCUCGAAGCAUUAUAUGCAUGAGCUGUGUUUAAUGGGAGACGAAUGUCAUGAAACAUAAGCUACAUAGCACAAUUCCGUUUAGCAAUGGACUCGUUUAUUAAGCUUCUGUGCUGCUUUUUAAUAUAUUAUCAGAUUAUAUUCCCA
Daucus carota subsp. sativus is the source of this 3489-nucleotide messenger RNA. RefSeq names its product auxin response factor 6. The record is from RefSeq and is a predicted model, not a curated record. Gene Ontology annotation, biological process: response to hormone; regulation of DNA-templated transcription. NCBI's taxonomy places the organism in Eukaryota, Viridiplantae, Streptophyta, Magnoliopsida, Apiales, Apiaceae. Gene Ontology annotation, molecular function: protein binding; DNA binding. Gene Ontology annotation, cellular component: nucleus. The transcript has 15 exons. The coding region runs from base 423 to 3197 and encodes 924 amino acids.